This is a messenger RNA of Hordeum vulgare subsp. vulgare (domesticated barley), 691 nucleotides long. RefSeq lists its product as uncharacterized. The record is from RefSeq and is a predicted model, not a curated record. Bases 97 to 444 code for a protein of 115 amino acids. NCBI's taxonomy places the organism in Eukaryota, Viridiplantae, Streptophyta, Magnoliopsida, Poales, Poaceae. The transcript has 2 exons.
ACUCCUGCCGCUACUAAUACACUUGGACGCUAUAUUCUCUUCCUACGUACCCAAGUGCUUGGAGCAGGGGAAAGCUAGAGGAGAGGGGAACAAAGCAUGGCGUCGGAGAUGCUGCUCGGGAGGAUCAGUUCCAUCUGCCGUCUGGCCGGCGUUGAGCGCCGGCCGCUGCUGUUGAACGGCAGGGAGGGGCUCCGCCGGCUCGUUUCUCUGGCGAGCCAUCCGUCCUUCUGCAGCAGCGCGUGUGAGCAAGCCGGUGCCGGCAGCGCAAGCAAGGAUCAAGAUAACCUCAGUAGGUUUUCAGACCCACAGGUUGCUCACGAGGAUCGCCGGUUCGUUCAAUUCUUGGAUAGGAUGCUGGACGCCACAAGAAAUCCCCAGAGUCUUGCACGGAUACGGCGCGAGAAGCUUCCAAACGAUCUGAAAAUAUUGGAUGAUGAGAUAUGAGUUAAAGAGUUAACAAGCAUGAUUUAUGACAUGUAAAGUGUCCUUGAGAUUAACCAUGCCAAACUUGAGCAUGUGAGAUUGUUAGUAUUGUUCAAGUUCUAAUUAUGGAACCAAAACAUCGGCCGAUGUCAGAAGUAUUGUGUAUAUUGGGUUACUUCUCUGCGACUGAGUUCAAUAUCAAGUACGGAGUACUAUGAAGUAUGAACUCAUACGAGAAACAAAUACAGCUAACCAAUUGCUACUGUUC